Molecule: messenger RNA, 1491 nt
Organism: Talaromyces proteolyticus
Lineage: Eukaryota; Fungi; Ascomycota; Eurotiomycetes; Eurotiales; Trichocomaceae
Exons: 5
Coding region: 1-1491 (496 amino acids)
Source: RefSeq, a predicted model, not a curated record
AUGCCGACAUACAUCCGCACUUACUCCGGGGCUAGUGGAAGACACGGCAGUCGAGAAAGUUCCAGUAAUAACAGUAGCUAUCGAACUAGCACUCGUAUCGGUUCUAGCAGCCAUUCAUCUCCCGGUUACAGAGUUGUCUAUUCUUAUGACGACGACAGCGACUAUGGCAGCUACCGUAGCUCUUCCCGUCGGCUAGGAGCCUCUAACCAUCAUAGAUCGUCAAGCUACUCACCAAUGAGUGACCGAGACCGCAGAGGCCGUGCUGACGAGGAACGAUAUCAAAGUAGUUCUCGAGGCGAUGAUUAUUAUUCCACAUCGAGUGAUCGGAACUAUUCCGGGCCCUCGAGACUCGAUGACUUGUCCGAUCUCUUUUCUAGGCUUGAUAUAGGCCCUGCCAGUAACGAUUAUUAUACAGAGUCUGGAUCAUCCGGUCGCUCAACCCGGAGCAGUAAUGACCGGAGGGAAGACCCCGAUUGGCGGCGUGAAAUAUCAUCUAGUGACUACGAAUCUCCCACGGGUCGAUCAAGCAAUUAUGUCGAUGAAGAUGACGAUGAAGAACAAGUUCAUUACUCCAUAGAUACCACCAGCGAUGACCCUCGGCGUCAAGUACUUAGACGUCAUUUCACCGGUGAAAAUAUGGAGGGGGAUGUGGAUAUGUGGAUGACGCGAGAGGAAGAUGGCACCCCUAACGUUCUCGCGGAGAAAUUGAAGCCCUCCUGGGUAGAUGUCGCCACAUUGUGCGUUAUAACCGGUGUAUCCAAUAGUGUUUCUCACGGCAAGAUGAAACCCAAACUUGACAAGUUCAAGGAAACACACUUUAAUCAAUUAGCUAGUCACCGGGAGAAGAAAAAGAUUCAGGAAGUGGCAGGGAAGAGAAAGAAACUGGAGAAAGAGUUGGGCAAGUUAUUAGAUGAGAUAGAGCAACGGCGCUCUGCAUUGAAGAAGGGCUCGCUACCUCGUGAAGCGCGAACUUUGGACCAAGACAGACAUAAGAAUGUUGGUACCACCGCAGAGGCAGUUAUGAGGGAUACUCCUGAAUACUAUGAGUCCAAAGACAGUGACGAAGCUUUGGACCAAGACAGAUAUAAGAAUGUUGAUACACUCCCCCCUGGGAAUUAUGAAAUCGAGGAUGGCAAAUUGUUGUACAUGCCGUUUGAAACAGACCAAAAGGACUGGUUCCUCUCCCAGGGUGGUAAAUUCGUUGUAUCUUUGGAUAAACUUCGCUCUGGAAUAUGGGGAGUUACAGGUUCCAAGAUCUGUUAUGUGAAGUCGUCGAAGGGCAGAUUCAUUGACUUGGGGCCUGCACCUGCACCAUUGACAAAAUCCUCACCGUCCAGGCCAUCUAAUAAUAAGAAAAAGCCGUACAACCCCAGAGUGGUGAAAGCUAUCGGGUGGAUCGCCAACGCCUCACCAGAAAAGAGGGCGAAAGCUACACACGAGAAUGAUGAACGCAUAAUGAAAGUGAAGGAACAACGUGGAAAAGCCAAAUAG